Messenger RNA from Homo sapiens (human), 3530 nucleotides. It is a transcript of the gene BAIAP2, whose product is annotated as BAR/IMD domain containing adaptor protein 2. Lineage: Eukaryota; Metazoa; Chordata; Mammalia; Primates; Hominidae. The transcript has 12 exons. Gene Ontology annotation, cellular component: dendritic shaft; excitatory synapse; dendritic spine. The coding region runs from base 562 to 1935 and encodes 457 amino acids. The record is from RefSeq and is a predicted model, not a curated record. Gene Ontology annotation, molecular function: proline-rich region binding; scaffold protein binding; transcription coregulator binding. Gene Ontology annotation, biological process: positive regulation of dendritic spine morphogenesis; cellular response to L-glutamate; regulation of postsynapse organization.
AGUGCUCAGAGGGUCUGUGGUCAUGGUGAGAAGAACCCCGCAGCUCCUGGAAGGGCGAGAGGACCCGGAGAGGCUUCCUCUGCCAGACUCAGCUGUGCUUUGAGGAGGGGAAGUGACCCAAGGCCAGCCCAGCCGUGGUCCUGGGAGGCAGCAUCGCCCGGUUAGGGCUUCCUGCGUGUCACCGGGGGCCUUGCUCUGGUUUCUGGCUGAACUUGUUGGGCACUGGGCGAUCCUAGUGGGGGUUCUGCUCGCUGGAGCGAGAGGACCCUCUGGGGCGUGGGACCGGCGGUGGCCUGGACGUCAGCAGAGGAGGAAAGUCCUGCUUCAGGCAGCCAUUCAGGGAGGGACAGGAAUCACCCGAGAGUGACCUGCCAGCAGCAGGGGCGGCCCUCCUGCUCUGUUUGUGUCCGCAGCACGUGGUCAGUGCCUGGCACUGGAAACAGUAGCUCAGCAAAUAUUUGUCCGUCAAAGGAGUACGGGGGCCGGACCACCCAGUUCCGGCCCCUCCUCUGCAGACCAGGAAAUGGAGCCAUUUGCCGCAGGGGAGACGUUCUCUUCCAGAUGGCUGAAGUCCACAGGCAGAUCCAGAAUCAGCUGGAAGAAAUGCUGAAGUCUUUUCACAACGAGCUGCUUACGCAGCUGGAGCAGAAGGUGGAGCUGGACUCCAGGUAUCUGAGUGCUGCGCUGAAGAAAUACCAGACUGAGCAAAGGAGCAAAGGCGACGCCCUGGACAAGUGUCAGGCUGAGCUGAAGAAGCUUCGGAAGAAGAGCCAGGGCAGCAAGAAUCCUCAGAAGUACUCGGACAAGGAGCUGCAGUACAUCGACGCCAUCAGCAACAAGCAGGGCGAGCUGGAGAAUUACGUGUCCGACGGCUACAAGACCGCACUGACAGAGGAGCGCAGGCGCUUCUGCUUCCUGGUGGAGAAGCAGUGCGCCGUGGCCAAGAACUCCGCGGCCUACCACUCCAAGGGCAAGGAGCUGCUGGCGCAGAAGCUGCCGCUGUGGCAACAGGCCUGUGCCGACCCCAGCAAGAUCCCGGAGCGCGCGGUGCAGCUCAUGCAGCAGGUGGCCAGCAACGGCGCCACCCUCCCCAGCGCCCUGUCGGCCUCCAAGUCCAACCUGGUCAUUUCCGACCCCAUUCCGGGGGCCAAGCCCCUGCCGGUGCCCCCCGAGCUGGCACCGUUCGUGGGGCGGAUGUCUGCCCAGGAGAGCACACCCAUCAUGAACGGCGUCACAGGCCCGGAUGGCGAGGACUACAGCCCGUGGGCUGACCGCAAGGCUGCCCAGCCCAAAUCCCUGUCUCCUCCGCAGUCUCAGAGCAAGCUCAGCGACUCCUACUCCAACACACUCCCCGUGCGCAAGAGCGUGACCCCAAAAAACAGCUAUGCCACCACAGCCGAGAACAAGACUCUGCCUCGCUCGAGCUCCAUGGCAGCCGGCCUGGAGCGCAAUGGCCGUAUGCGGGUGAAGGCCAUCUUCUCCCACGCUGCUGGGGACAACAGCACCCUCCUGAGCUUCAAGGAGGGUGACCUCAUUACCCUGCUGGUGCCUGAGGCCCGCGAUGGCUGGCACUACGGAGAGAGUGAGAAGACCAAGAUGCGGGGCUGGUUUCCCUUCUCCUACACCCGGGUCUUGGACAGCGAUGGCAGUGACAGGCUGCACAUGAGCCUGCAGCAAGGGAAGAGCAGCAGCACGGGCAACCUCCUGGACAAGGACGACCUGGCCAUCCCACCCCCCGAUUACGGCGCCGCCUCCCGGGCCUUCCCCGCCCAGACGGCCAGCGGCUUCAAGCAGAGGCCCUACAGUGUGGCCGUGCCCGCCUUCUCCCAGGGCCUGGAUGACUAUGGAGCGCGGUCCAUGAGCAGGAAUCCCUUUGCCCACGUCCAGCUGAAGCCGACAGUGACCAACGACAGGUCUGCCCCCCUCCUCAGCUGAUGGCCACAUCUGCAGUGCUGCCCAUCUGGUGGCUUCCCCCGCCCUUCCCAUGUAGCCUGUUCUGUCAUCAUCUGUGCGUUCCUGUGUAGAGAACAUCCAGGCCCCGGCUGCCUGGUCUUGCCCCACUUGAGUCUGGCCUGGACUGGAUCCCAGCUGUUCUAGGCAGGGCCGGGCAGAGUGGGGCGCAGGCCCCUGAAGGGCGAGACCCAGUGGCUGGGCUGCCCAGGGCUGAGGGGCCGCCUCUUGAGGGUACACGCCUCUGGUCACAUGGCCAUGGAGCCUUGGGUACCCCUGAGUUAAGGGAGGACAUUUGGCCAGCUGGUGGCUGGGAGGGGAGCCUGGCUGCCCUGCUGCUUCUCCUGCCUAAUAAACAGGCUUCUCCUGCACCAGGUGUGAUCUGUCCGCCCAAGGGCCAGAAGGCCGGGAGCACGGGGAUGGGAGCGCCCGCACCCUGGCUGGAAGAUGAACUUCCCGUAAGCACGUAAUUCCCUGCAGGUCCGGCAGCUACACCUGGAGUGUGGGGCCUGGUCCCUCCCCAUGCCCCUCGGUGGGGCUCUCCUGGGCCCCUCACUCCCACUGGCAAUGUCACAAGGGCCUCCCCAGGCCCCUCCUGCCUCGGGCAGGCCCCAGCCCUCCUCCUUACCCAACCUCCCAUCCAGAACCUUGCUGCCAGGGCCUCCCAGCUCGCUCCUGCGGCCAAAGGCCAGCUGUCAGGUGCUAUGCGGGGUCACCAGCAGAGUGCCCGCUGGCAGGUGGGGGCUUCCCCGCUUCCGGGGUCUGCCCCAGGACUCCUGGGUGGACCUCCCCCCCCCACCUCCGCUGACUCCUGCAGGCACUGGGGAGCUCUGCUGGAAUUGGGGGUUUUAAAACUUCAUUAGCAGAUUUGUGCUCUUCCAUACUGUUUGUUUGUUUGUUAGGUGAAAUACAGUGUGGUGAGCUGCACUGGUGACAACAGCCCUUACCUGGCUGGGGAGGUGUCUCCAGCAGAGCUCACUCCCGCCUACAGCCACUCACACCCCGGGGACAGGAAGCUGUAGAGUUGGCGGGCCAGGAGGGCAGUUGAGAGCUGGCCAGCGGAGGGUGCAGGGAAGCCCAGCUGUGCUCAACUCUCCUGCCUCCGCCUUCCACCCUGGGCCCAGGGACAGACAGACAUUGCCCUCAGAAGGGCAGGGAGGAGGCUGUCCUGGAGAGGCCUGUAGGUCCAUUCUUCACCCGUCCCUACCAGGCCAACUCGGCCUGCAGGAAGGGAGACCUGCAGGGCGCUACCCCUGCGCCCCCACACACAGUAGGGCCAGAACACCAUCCCCUCCACCGGGGUGUGCCGAGGACAGUGGGGAGGAGAGGAGAGGGGCAGCUUCCUCCUGGCCCCAGGAAGGGCUGGCAUCGGGUUCCUGGCACAGCCCCUCCUGUCCAGGACUUUAUCAUCGGCAGACCUCAGAAGACAACACACAAAGGUUUCUUUUGUCUUAGCUUCAUUUCUCUUAAAAAACAAGGAACAAGAAAACAUUGCACCAGCGUUCUAAGCCUCAAACAAAACACAAAACAAAUCCCCCUGCGAAGCAACAAUAAACUUUACAUCUCUUUGGCAACAAUAA